AUGGACAGUCAAGGGUCCAUGAUCCGCGGGGUUACAAGCCCAACCACCAGCGCGCGACCUGGUACAGCCAAUUCUACCAAGAGGAAGAGGAGCGGUCUCGACUUUGAGAGCAGCCCGGGUACUGGGGGCGAGGCAGAUGAUGAUGGGCUUGAGCGUCACACACCACGACAACCAGGCGUCAAGAGAGCUUGCAAUGAGUGUCGACAGCAAAAGCUCAAAUGCGACGUCCAACAAGACCCCUUCCACCCUUGCGGCCGCUGUACUCGAUUGAAGUUGGCGUGCAAAAUCGACCAUCAUUUCAAAAGAGUUGGCAAGCGCAGCAAGCAUGCGGAAAUGGAGCGAACAAUCGAGACAUACAAAGCCGAGUUGCAGAGGGCGCAGUCUCAAGGAUAUGUCCUUGAACACGAUGAGUUGCAAUCGCCAAUUGCGAACAAUGGGGUGUAUUCGACAAAUACUCAGUCAUACAUGGGUUCUGAUGAGGCUGUCUCUUCACUCCUCACUCUCAAGCAGGGUGUUGGUUCAUAUGGUCUCCGACCUCAGAUUGUGCGAGAGUUGGAGGGUGUGGGCUUGACUGAAGAAGCCAUCAACCACCUCUUCAGUGAAUUUUGGAAUUUUUAUCACCCUUACUUACCCUUCCUGAACCCGGCCCAGUCCCCCGAUCAAUACUACCAGCAACAUCCUCUUCUAUUCUGGGUUAUCAUUGUUGUUGCAGCUCGACGCUACACUGCAGACCCCAGCUUGUUGACAGCAUUGUCGGCUCCUUUGAGCAGGCUACUCUGGUCCACUAUUGGCGAAGUUCCCAGCACUCACUACGUCGUCAAGGCGCUAUGUUUACUUUGUACAUGGCCUCUCCCAACGAGUACUACAUCUACAGACCCGAGUCAUAUCCUUGGUGGUGUCAUGAUGAAAACUGCCACUGGCAUCGGUCUUCAUCGCCCCAACCAUACCCAAGACUUCUCGCGGGUGUCCGUUGACUUGAAUAAAGAACAGUUGCAUGACAGGGUUGUUACCUGGGCUGUCUGUAAUAUUGUAGCUCAGAAUCUCGGUACAGGCUAUGGCCAACCUGCUUCCACUCUGUAUGAUUGGACUCUAGCAGUCAGACCUGGCGAGAACGGCCCUUUCAAAUUGUCAGCUGAGCUUGAAGCGCGUCUUCAAAUUGAGCGUUUCUGCGACAAAGUGUCAAAGGAGAUGUACAGUAAUUCUACUGAUCCUCGUGGCGUUGCAGGCGAUGAGCUGAGAGCAACGUUGACUCGGGUCUAUCGCCGUGAAUAUAGCGAGCUAUAUGCCGCCAUUAUGUCACAAGCAGAGCUGUCACCAAUUGUCAAGCUCUAUCUCACAGCUGCUGGUUUACAUCUUCGGCUGUCAGCUUUCUUCGAUUCAUCUACAACCCAAGGAUAUAUGGAUGACCUUAUGGGACUCUGGCGCGCUGCCAACGCUUUCCUAGAAGUUGUCUUUGAUCUUGAAACGAGCUCAUUUAACAUGGAGGGAAGAAGCCCUCUGCGCUAUGCUACUAACUACAUCCUCCAGAUGAUCAUUGCCGCUUGCUUUACCCUUAUGAAGCUCCUCAGCUCCUUCUUCGCUAGCGAAAUAGACUUUAACCAAGGCAGACAACUCUUCCACCGCACCAUACAAGCUAUCCGCAGCAUGUCGGUCAUUAAUAACGACUUGCCAUGGAGGCUUGCUGAGCUCAUGGUUCAGAUGUACAACGGCGCCCGCGUCGAAUCCCGCAAGAAUAGCAAUAACGGCGUCGAUUCCAGAACAAUCGUUGACGACAGUCUUCAGCUAAAGGUCCGCUGCCGUAUGAGCAUGAGUCUAAUGUUUGAUUCUAUCUGGCGUUGGCGUGAAGAGUUCCAGGCUCAAGGUCGUGGUAAUCUCGAAGGUCAGCAUAUAAGACGUCCAUUGUGCGGUUUCUCCUUGUUUGCUUUGCUUCGUCCAAGGUUUCACAAUUGCGAUUCAACUGUAUCUGAUCAGGGAGUUUUGCCUGCCUUUGCGUCAUCGAUUUCUCGUUCUUCAUUCUCUACCAACUUGAGUAUUGAUGGUGAUGGCCAGGUGCCUAAGCUCAUGACUACAAACUGUGUAUUUCAAGACCAAGAAGUUGUCUUCUACAAGGGUGCUGCCUCCCCUUCAAAGUCGCUCAACCAAGAUCAAGACCAGGACAUGGUCUCUUACAAGGGCAAGGACAAAGACCAAGUCCCUGAUCGUACACAAGACGAGUAUAACUCUCCCACACUACGCUCAAGCAUCUACGAAUGCAACUAUGUCGAGGCGUCGGGCUUUCCAACCCCCACCCCCAUGAAUGCUUUUGAUUUCAGCGGCAGCGCAGAUAAUUACACCGCUCUCUUUCAACAGUCCUUCCGUCCUUUCGAUCACAUGCAAUUACUUGAUUUCUCAGAUGAAGAACAGAGUCAAAAUCAAAAGCAAGAAUUUGAUAGAAGAAAAAGCAGACGCGCACAAGAACAAACUCUCAAAAAUCCCACAAACCCAGACUCAACAACCGACUCCUCAGCUUCCUCAACACACCAACUCGAAAGCACGCUCAUGCCUCCUUCGUCGCACCAAAUCUCGUCGCAUCUCAUGGGUGGUUCUGGGUCAAUCACACCUAACAAUAAUAAUGGUUUACCGAGUGGCAAUAGUGGACUUCCGAGUAGUGGUAUGGGGGGAGUUUAUAACGAGAGUAAUUAUGAGGUUUUCGAUCCCUUGAAUUGGAUGUUGGAUGGCUUGGUGGAUUUCCCGUACUCUUACGCUGCUGUGCAGGGUUUAGAGGGGGGGAUGAACUGA
Molecule: messenger RNA, 2778 nt
Organism: Lachnellula hyalina
Lineage: Eukaryota; Fungi; Ascomycota; Leotiomycetes; Helotiales; Lachnaceae
Product: Regulatory protein LEU3
Exons: 3
Coding region: 1-2778 (925 amino acids)
Biological process (GO): DNA-templated transcription; regulation of DNA-templated transcription
Cellular component (GO): nucleus
Molecular function (GO): zinc ion binding; transcription cis-regulatory region binding; DNA-binding transcription factor activity, RNA polymerase II-specific
Source: RefSeq, a predicted model, not a curated record